Messenger RNA from Trifolium pratense (red clover), 2645 nucleotides. RefSeq names its product F-box/LRR-repeat protein 3. Gene Ontology annotation, molecular function: protein binding. The transcript has 7 exons. Gene Ontology annotation, cellular component: SCF ubiquitin ligase complex. The record is from RefSeq and is a predicted model, not a curated record. Lineage: Eukaryota; Viridiplantae; Streptophyta; Magnoliopsida; Fabales; Fabaceae. Bases 353 to 2278 code for a protein of 641 amino acids. Gene Ontology annotation, biological process: SCF-dependent proteasomal ubiquitin-dependent protein catabolic process.
AACUAAAUAGGAUAUGACCGUAGUACCCGUACGUACACGAUGAUAGUGAAAGUGAAACAAACACCACUUUGAAUUUCAACAUUCAUAUUUCUAAUUUUAUAUUCUCUUCAAUUCAUAUCAUAUUGUAUUUUUCUUUGACUCAGUUUUCAUUCAUUUCGCAGAACAAACACAAAAACAAUGAACCCAACGAAACCUCGUUGCAAUUUCAAUUCUCCAUCACUGUUUCGUUCUCUCACCAAACAUCUUCUUCUUCACCUUCUUCUCUUAUUCCUCUUCGUUCCUACCUAAAUCAACACAAAUACAAAACAUUAAUAUUCUGUUUUUUAUUUUUAUUUAUUUAUUUAUUGAAUUAAUGUUGUCUGAAUCUGUGUUCUGUCUCUUGACAGAAGAUUUACUUAUACGAAUUCUCGACAGAGUUAACUCAGAUCGGAAAUCGUUACGGUUAGUAUGCAAGGAGUUUCAUCGGGUUGAAUCAACGACCCGGAAAACAAUUCGGAUCCUCCGGAUUGAGUUUUUGCUCGGUUUACUUCAAAAGUAUUGCAACAUUGAAUCACUUGAUCUUUCAGUAUGUCCACGGAUCGACGAUGGAGCAGUAUCGGUUUUACUGAGUCAUGGAUCGGUGAAUUGGACUCGACGAAUUAAGAGAUUAGUACUGAGUCGGGCUACCGGGUUAGGAUAUGUUGGGUUAGAGAUGUUGAUUCGGGCUUGUCCGUUAUUAGAGGCAGUUGAUGUGUCUCAUUGUUGCGGUUAUGGUGAUAGAGAAGCUUCUGCACUAUCAUGCGCCGUGAGGUUGAGGGAAUUGAAUAUGGAUAAGUGUUUAGGGGUUACUGAUAUUGGUUUGGCAAAAAUUGCUGUUGGGUGUAGUAAGUUGGAGAGUUUGAGUUUGAAAUGGUGUUUGGAGAUUUCUGAUCUUGGGAUUGAUCUUCUUUCUAAGAAGUGUUUGGAGUUGAAAUUUCUUGAUGUGUCAUAUCUCAAGGUAACAAGUGAAUCUUUGCGAUCAAUAGCUUCUCUGUUAAAGCUUGAGGUUUUCAUUAUGGUGGGAUGCUAUUUAGUGGAUGAUGUGGGAUUGCGGUUCCUUGAAAAAGGAUGUCCACUACUUAAGGCAAUUGAUGUAUCAAGGUGCAACUGUGUUAGCCCGUCUGGCUUAUUAUCUGUAAUUAGUGGACAUGAGGGUCUCGAGCAGAUGGAUGCAAGAUACUGCCUCUCGGAGCUUUCAGCACCUCUUAUUAAUGGUUUGAAGAAUUUAAAUCACUUGAACAUAAUUCGAAUUAAUGGUGUUCGAGUUUCUGACUUUAUCCUCCAGAUCAUUGGCACCAAUUGCAAAUCUUUAGUGGAACUUGGUUUAAGCAAAUGUAUUGGGGUGACCAACAUGGGAAUUAUGCAGGUAGUAUCUGGCUGUGGCAAUUUGAAGACACUUGAUUUGACUUGUUGUCGUUCCAUCACUGAUGUGGCCAUCUCUACUAUAGCGAACUCUUGUCCAAACCUUGCAUGUCUGAAGUUAGAAUCUUGUGAUAUGGUUACUGAGGUUGGUCUGUAUCAGCUUGGAUUAAGUUGCUUGAUGCUCGAAGAGCUUGACCUUACUGAUUGCUCUGGCGUGAAUGACAUAGCACUCAAAUAUAUUUCAAGAUGCUCAGAACUUGUAAGGUUGAAGUUAGGAUUAUGCACAAACAUAUCAGAUAUAGGAUUGGCACACAUUGCUUGUAACUGCACAAAGUUGACCGAACUUGACCUCUAUCGCUGUGUACGUAUAGGAGAUGAUGGGCUAGCAGCACUCGCAACUGGAUGCAACAAGUUGACGAUGCUCAACCUAUCAUAUUGCAAUAGAAUGACAGACACAGGGUUGAAGUGUAUCAGCAAUCUCGGUGAACUCUCUGAUCUUGAGUUGCGUGCAAUUCCAAACAUCACAAGCAUUGGUAUAAAAGCAGUUGCAAUCAAUUGCAAGAGAUUGGCUAACUUAGAUUUGAAACAUUGUGAAAAAAUUAAUGAUUCCGGUUUUUGGGCCCUUGCUUUUUAUGCACAAAACCUACUGCAGAUAAAUAUGAGCUACUGUAAUGUAUCAGAUCAUGUGUUGUGCCUGCUUAUGAGUAACCUGAAACGCCUACAAGAUGCCAAACUGGUGCAUCUUACUAAUGUCACCGUACAAGGAUUGGAGCUUGCCCUUAGAUCUUGCUGUGGUCGGAUUAAAAAGGUUAAACUGCAGAGUUCUCUCAGGUUUUCGAUAUCCUCAGAAAUACUUGAAACAUUUAAUGCACGAGGAUGCAAGAUCAGAUGGGAUUAGCUACACUAUUGGUGAAUUCGGAAGUGAGAGUGUGUCACUUAGUUGUCAAUUAAGUUAGUCAACACGUUAGUUAAGCUGUUUUAGUUAGUUACACUAAUGCCAAGUUAGUUAGAUCGAUUGUUACUGUUUUUGAGCUUAAUAUAUAGAUGAGCGAGCUAACAAGAUUAAAUUUUAACUUGAAAAAAUUGAAGAAGCUUACGCAGCUUAGCUCAUUUAUGUAGAGCCAAAAACAACAAUAAGUAACUCCUACUAAGCAUUUGUGCAACUAACUUAAUUGAAAUAUUAUACUUGCUUUUCUUUGAAGGAAUGCUGCUUCAUUGCGCUGAUAUAUUCGAUUAUAAUUUAAAUUUUUCCAGCACUUUUUCCC